UUUGUCUUCAGGUACGGCGAGAAGCAACGUCGCGCUGAUAGUCAAGAAUUAAGCGGAAUACAAUUGCUUUCUGCAACAGCUUAUCAGCUGAAGAAACCGUACCAGCAACUACUGAUACCGAUUACAGUAUGGAUCGGUAUGGAGCAGGCAUUCAUUGGCGCAGACUUCACUCAGGCGUACAUUUCUUGCGCGCUAGGAGUGCACAAAGUCGGCUACGUCAUGAUCUGCUUCGGAGUCGUAAACGCGGCAUGUUCGCUGCUUUUUGGCUCAGCAAUGAAGUUUGUCGGAAGACAACCCCUCAUGGCCCUUGGAGCCCUUGUACAUGCCGCUCUGGUUGGGGUACUUCUUGUUUGGAGGCCACAUCCAGAUAACCCUUACGUCUUUUACACGGUUUCCGGUCUCUGGGGGGUUGGCGACGCUGUCUGGCAGACGCAAGUCAAUGGUUUGUACGGAACGCUGUUCAGGCGUAACAAGGAGGCGGCCUUCUCGAACUACAGGCUGUGGGAAAGCGCGGGCUUUGUUGUGGCGUACGCUUACAGCACGCACUUGUGCGCACGCAUGAAGCUGUACGUGAUGCUGAUCGUGCUGAUUAUCGGUUCAAUUGGCUACGUCAUAGUUGAGCUUCUACACCGGCGCAAGCAGAAGAGGCUCAAAGCCAUAGCCGAGGAUCCGAAAGCGGCCCAAGUGGAGGCCAACCAACCGGAAGAAACGGACGACGAGAAGGACGACAUCGACGACGACAUCAUCAUCACCCAUCUGUGAAUACGGACCUCUGUCCGACCGCCGUGGUCGAAUUUCGCCCCGUUGCCGUAGGGGCGCGCUGCGGUCGAAGGUAGCGUCCGAAAAUGGCCGCCCGAUCGACUCUAUCGCGUAUUCGAGUGGUUUGCCUUUGGUACUAGCGAAACGGCUGUUAAGAUUCUCCCUCGGAUACGUGCAUCGUUCUCGCAGCCAUCUUCAGGGUAACGUGCCUCCUCGACCCCACCUGGAUCACCGAACCACGCAAGAAAGUCCCUUGACACGCAGGGAUAAGUGAUCCGUGAUGCGAGUGCGGCUCGAAGGCCUGUCCGGUCGAGAAGGCACUGCGAUUAGUUCCGGGCACGGCGCGUGGGGCGCGGGCAUCGCUCACCGGCAGAGGUGCUCCACCUCGCAAGUUCGAUGCGACUUGUCCGACGAUCCGGCGCUUCGUUGGACAUCGCGUAGAGUCGAAUGGACACCGGGCUCGUGAUAGACGGUAAUCCAAUACACUGAAAUCGGAAUUUCAAAGCCGAAGUCGAAGUUGACGCUCGAUUUCGGACAGCGGCCCCGCCCGUGCGUCGCCAUCUUGGUCGCUGGCCGCCAUUGCGAGCCAGCGACGCUUCGCGAAGGGAUUAGCGAAUCUCGAAACAGUAUUCUUUAUAUUCAUCCCCCGAGACUAGGUUUUGUCGAGGAACGUGCAAUAUUUGUAGGUCGUCGACGACGCGUCGUUAUCCGUCCCCAGGAUACGGUAGUUCAACGGCCAUUAUUGUGGCUACUCAUAGGCUAGGGUCUUAUGCAAAUGGCCGCUAAAAGUAACCCGUGAACGCAGAGUACUGCGGGCUAGAUUUCGAAAUUACACGUAACGAUGCAGGACGUGCAUCGUUACGUGUAACUUUGGAAUUAGUAUUUCGAGAUCUACUAUCCGCUGGAUGACGCUAUCCGAAGUUAUAAAUAUUUAGAGCGCAAGAAUUAUGUUACUUAAAAGUGUAGAUCACAAUAGAUAUUACGUGUAAUUAUAGAAUUAGUACCAUAGAGACUUACAGACCGCUGAAUAUCUCCGUUUAAAAGUACUGAGCGGCCGGUCUGAAAAUUACAUGUAAUAUUACAUAGAGGAUGUUAAAUGUAGCUCAGAAGUUAAUUAUUUUUACUCAUGGACCACUGAAAGUCUGUUGGAAUUUGCGCAAUGUGCAGGGUUCAACAAUUAUAUGUAAUAUUUUAAAGGAGUGUAAAUUGUGGGAAAAUAGUAAUAUCACAUGUAAUUGUAGAAUCAACGCGUUCAACUGGUGAUGUUGCCCUGUACGAAACGUCAAUGCGAACUUGAUAUCUAAAUCGGAUGAAUUUAUAUGUUAACCAUUUUAUUGAAAUGAUAAAGAUAGGCUAAAUUUCUUUACUAUGUAAUUUUGUCAAUUUUGUUACUAGCGACGGCAACAAAGUUUGUAAAAUAUUCCUGCGGUGCUCGACUAAGGAUUAUGUAGCACAAGCACUAAUUGGUAUUUUCAGUGACCGUCUGGGUAAGAUCCUUAUAAAUUUACGUUCCCAUCUUACCGAUCGGACGAGUAUGCCGGAAACAUUAAUAAGAAUCCUCUGAGAAAUGUCCUGGAAGAUCCUACCGUUAAAAUACCGGCUUGUGCUUUGAGAGAAAAAGAUCUAAAAAAUAUGAGGAAGAAGUAAACAAAAAAAAGAUAGAGAGCUAAUGAAACGUGGUAAGGAGAGAUGCUAUCUCAGUGCGAAUCUCGAUAAGUAAGGAACCGAAUGUUUUACCGAACGAAAUAUGAAAAUGAUUUCUCUCGAUGGUGAAACCCGAGGGAAGGAAGUACGAUGUUUAUAUAUGAGAUUUAUCAAUUUGAGAGUAGUAUAAAAAGGUUGAAAUGUGAAAAAUGCUCUUGUGUUUCGUUGGCCUUUAUGUCGAAAGUGCAAAGAGUUAGCGCAAAAAAUGCGAGUCUCCGUUGAAAAUAACAUGGAUUAACAUUUUUCGCAUAUUCCGAAACGAAUGUGCAGUAAGUUAAUCACUUUCUACAAAACUCGCAAACGUUUCCACCUAUAUGCGAUACUCAUGUAGGAAUUUGCAGUGCCAAAUCUCUUACACCGAUACCACUAUCACUAUUAUUCAUAUGUCAGUGAUUACUGCUUGGGUGAUUAUGAGAAUUCCGCAGGGAUAAUGCGAGAUGUCUUAUACACGUGUAUCUCUACAGUAAAGGAGACAUGGAGAGAUGAGAAUCUCAUUUUAUAAAGAUAACGAAGCGAAAGUAUUGUUCGCGACAGUGAAUGACAAUUUUAAAGUCAACACCGAGCUACCAUAUUUCUUAUGAAAUGAUUUUUCACGACCCGAAGUGUGGCCUUAUUAUACUACUCUCAUCUCCGGACGUGCAGAGAAUAUGUUUAAACUCCUUGAUCUUUUGUUUUAUUUAAAUACCACGAUCUGAUCGCUUAACAUGAAUGUUUUAUUCGAAAUACCAAAUGGAAGCCCACUGGUCUGUUUAUAUUCAAUGGACAAGUAAUCCUAUAUGAUUAUAAUACUGUCAUUGUUGAUGUUACCUACGUAUUAAAAACCAUAUAAAAUGUAAUUUCUAUCUAGAAUGAUUACGUGUAAAUUAAAUUACUUACACUUAA
Molecule: messenger RNA, 3345 nt
Organism: Orussus abietinus
Lineage: Eukaryota; Metazoa; Arthropoda; Insecta; Hymenoptera; Orussidae
Product: UNC93-like protein
Exons: 3
Biological process (GO): regulation of muscle contraction; regulation of potassium ion transport
Cellular component (GO): striated muscle dense body; plasma membrane
Molecular function (GO): potassium channel regulator activity
Source: RefSeq, a predicted model, not a curated record